Molecule: messenger RNA, 438 nt
Organism: Camelina sativa (false flax)
Lineage: Eukaryota; Viridiplantae; Streptophyta; Magnoliopsida; Brassicales; Brassicaceae
Source: RefSeq, a predicted model, not a curated record
UGCAUUGAUUAUUGGGGUUUGAACCGGGUCACUGUGAAGAACAAGUACCCUCUUCCCAGGAUCGAUGAGUUGUUGGAUCAGUUAAGAGGUGCUACUUGGUUCUCCAAUGUAAAUCUGGCGUCGGGUUAUCAUCAGAUACCGAUAGAUGAGGCAGAUAUGAGGAACACUGUAUUCAGGACGAGGUAUGGGCAUUAUGAGUUCAUGGUGAUGCCUUUUAGGUUGACUAACGCGCCAACAACGUUUAUGAGAUUGAUGAACAGCGUGUUUCAGGAGUUUCUGGACGUGUCUGUCAUCAUUUUCAUCGACGAUAUCUUGGUUUAUUCCAAGAGUCCUAAGGAGUAUGCAAUGCAUUUGAGGGCAAUUCUGGAGAAGCUGCGGGAGCAGAAGUUGUUUGCUAAGUUGAGCGAGACCUUGAGGAUGAACCUCGACGUCCUCUAA